AUGUGCUAUUCUACAAUGUCAGUGUCUGCAGGUAUCAUGUCAGCAAUGGUGGAACUAGCGCCCGCUGCGGAAUGGGUGCGUUUCGGCGACGUGGUUCAGUUGCUGGCCACCGAUUUCCCAGUGGCGCUGUCGACGCUGAUCACUGAAAGGCAGGUGGACCGCGCGCAACAGUUGGUCACAGGAAGCCCGCUCGUCUGUUCGAAGCUGACGACUCCACCAUGCUUUCGAAAUACCUUCCGCAUUCGCAGUGAACAUGGAGAUGACUCCAGAAAUGGUGAACCUGUCAAAUUCAACCAAGACUUUGUUUUGUGUCCAGUUGAGAGCUACGGAAAUCUGCCUCUUUUUGUGGAGUCACGUAUCCCCCAGAUAAAUAUCGGAGUUGGGGCAUCUGGCUUUGCUGCUAUCAUGCUGUCCUGUUACAACAACACUUGUUGUCGAUGGCGAGCCCUGUAUUGGGAUUCCAGUAAACGCCCAGAGAGUGAAGGAUCACCAGUUCCACCUCACAGUAAAAUACUCAUCAAUCACUCAGCAUCCAAUAGAAAUCUGGCAGUUGAACCCGGUAUCUGGUUUCCAACAUUUUUUGGAAUGGAGUGUGAAGUAUCAGUUCAUACAUGCAAAGAUGCUCAAAGAAGAGAGACUGCAGAAAAUCAUUGGAUGUUUGGAAUUCAGAAGCCAGAUGACAUGAAAGUGGCAUGUUCAGAAGCUCCAUCAACAACUGUUGAUCAGCCAAAGGGUUGCAAACAUUGCUGAAUGUGACAAUCAUCUGCAUCCACAACAGCCUGGAACUGCACUAGAGACUGCUCUACUGCUGCUGAAACAUCUCAGAUGGGAUGUUGGCUACCUCUCUUGCUAUGCUCAUCUUCAACCUCUUGUCUUCAAUCUCGAACACGUGUUAGUGUCCUGUUGAUGAACCUUGUCCUUCUGGUAACCCUACAGUCAGAAAUCAUACAGGUUCAAAUCUGGUGAUAUCGGUGGCCAUGCAGUUUGGAAUGGUCAGCCAAUGAUUGGUCUUCUCCAAACUUGUUAUUUAGUAAGUGGGUGACCUCAUGAGCACUGUGAGUUGGAGCUCCAUUGUGCAUCAGAAAAACUGGAGUCCAUAUUACAGUGGGAAGAUAUUCAACAAGCUCCUGUCUAACAUGAAGCAAGAAAUGGGGGCUCCCUGCUGUUUCAAAAGGAAGUUAAAAAUGUGUCUGAUUAGCCACUCUUUCCACUAAUUAUCGGAACAUCUAGAUUCAACAAUAGAGAAUUUCUGUUAGUUACAUGCCAAAUAGAGUAUCCAUUGUAGAGUUGCAUGAAAAUUAGUGGUGUACUGCAAAUAGGAGUAAUUUUCUCUGAAAAAUACCACUUUAAUCAAGUAAUGUUAAGCUGCCAACAGCAGGUUAAACAGCAGUUGUAUAAUAUAGCUGAAGAGGUAGGAUUUACAAUGUAGCAGCUUUCUUUUUAAUUUAGUCAGUUACAUUUAGCUGUAAAUAGCAUGAAUAGCACUAAGCAAAGCAAUAAUUUGUUGUCAGUACAGAAUACAGAUUUUCUUGUCGCUUGUUAAUGUAUUGAUGGGAUCUACAGAACACAAUGAAUGAAUGAAUUAAUGGGCAGAAGGAACCACAAUAUGAAAAUGAUAGUGAAGAAAGACAGCAGUUAUCAUUUCUUCAGUGUAACGAUAUAUUUUUUGUAAUUGGGUCAGGGUUUAAGCCAAUCUUCUUGCAACUGGCAUUUAUCAUUAGUAAAUAAUACUAAUCUAAAGAUAUAUGGAAUGUUUAUUGCAGAGAGACCUUAUGUUUUAGAAAUUGUACUAAAAUAACUAUGGACAGUGAAUUAAUGUAUGAGGAAACAGACCCUCAAACAAUUUUGUCCAUUCAUAAUAAAUAAGCAUUAGUGACCAUCAGAGACAACUGCAAUCAUAUAAAGGAAAGUAACUACUCAGCAGCAUUGAGCACCACUUGGUUUCUUAUAUGCAGAAAUAAAACUCAAUAUUUCAGUGCAAAGAAAGUAUGCACAUACAUUGGACUCAUCAGAUAUGAAAACAGUUCAGUGGUAUGUGUUAUAUUAUUUCCAGAGAAAAGGUGAAUAAAAUUCCAUAUAUUAAGUGUCAAGAAAACUUUGUAUUGGAAACUUCAUUACAUGGUGCAGCAUGAAAAAAGGCUCAGUUUAUAUGCUGAUAAACUUCACAUUCAUUAAGACUAUAGCAUUAUGAUAAGCUGCAGUCAUGGGCGUUUGUAAUGAAUAAGAAGUUUUAUAUGGAUGGCAAUAUUGACUUUUUUGGAAACACAUUGUUUUCAAAUGAAGCGACUUUUUAUUUCUCUGUGGCACUGAUUUAAUUUUUGAAUUUAGGCUUCCAUGUAUUGUCACUGAAUUUGUUCAGUGUACAUUGAAAAGUAGGUUGAUCUGUCCAUUUUUUGUUGUUGUCAUGUAUUUUGACACAUAGGAGUACUCUGAAUGUUAUAACCAUAGAGAAUUGCCAACCCUAUAUUCUGUUUUUUGGGGGAUGCUGCUGUGCCCCCUCCCUCCCCCCUCUCUCCUCACCAUACCUAUUGGACUAUAGCUGUCCGCAAGUUUCUGUAUGAUAAAUAUCCCAACUGCAGGACUGCGGGUAGUGGACCUAUUCUCUGACUGUCAUCAUCUUUUGGUUUUUUCCUCUAAAACAGACAUACAUAAAAGAAUGUAUUGUUUAAGAGUUGGCAUUACAUAAAGGACUUCAUAUAUUUGCCUAAACUGGAUGACAUCUCCAUACUGAGAACUUGUAUUAGACAUUCAGUUUCUACAGUCACAGUGAACAUAUCGAAGAUGCAUGUGUGGCGAGGAUAAACUUGACUGUGUUAUGCUUUGUUCACAUGUGACACUUUACUAAAGAACUCAGAGUAAAUUGAAUUGUUUAAGUA
Molecule: messenger RNA, 2876 nt
Organism: Schistocerca americana (American grasshopper)
Lineage: Eukaryota; Metazoa; Arthropoda; Insecta; Orthoptera; Acrididae
Product: cilia- and flagella-associated protein 161-like
Exons: 8
Coding region: 1-750 (249 amino acids)
Biological process (GO): cilium assembly
Cellular component (GO): motile cilium
Source: RefSeq, a predicted model, not a curated record